UCUCUGCCUCUCACUGCACGCGCAAUGCCUACGUUCAACUGGCAAUGUUUUGCACCAGUGAGCGACCCUGGAAACCAUGGCUCUGACUCUUUGAAGAGUCUCCAGGUCGCUCCUUUCCAAGCCCAGAGCAACUCCGUCUGGAUUGGCUAUCAUGAUCAACCAUCGAAAAAAUACUUGGGAGUCUUCCCAAGCUUCGACGAUGUCGUGGAACGCUGUCGACGUAACGUCAGAGCAGGUAGUCCGAACACCUCAUUCCCUCUCUACAACAAAAGGAUUCGAGAUGGUAGAAACGGGGACAUAUCCAAUCCUGAGAGCCACACCAAACACGUGUGUUGUACUGCUUGUCAAGAUCAGACCGUGGAUUCUGAGAAACUCAAUCUCGAGUUCAUCCCUGUGAAGACAGGAUCUAUGAACGAUGAUAGCAGAAAGAAUGAAGUCUAUCUGAUCGUUUACAAAUUCUAUCUGAGGGGCGAGCAGAUGAUUGCGCUACUGCACUACGCUGGAAAGCACCGCUUCCAGAAAACCGACGGUACUCUGUCGAAGGUAUUUGCCUUUGACUCGAGACAUGGAUGCAAUGAGAAAUCACAAUCUACCACUCCCUCAGAGAGCGAAGACGGGUCAGACUCUUCCAGCUUGACCCAAUUUGAUUGUGUCGAGGACGAAGACAUGGCCCGCAAAUCACCUCGUGUAUCGCUACGGUCCAGUCAACGCCAUGAUUUCCGAGACCCAGCAACCACAGUCGUGAGAACACCACGACAGACUUCGCUUCUCCCACAGCAACUGCCAGCCCAGCCGCGCUCUCGAGGUCGAGUUGUCAUCGAUAUGACAGAUGAGGACGAACCAUCGCCUGUGAAGCAAGAACACCCAGAGUACUUAGAGCACACGAUCGCUCCGAUACCUUACAAGACACCGUCGGCCACACCGGCGACCACGCCAUCUCUCGCACCUAGUGAGGACAUAUCCUUCACCAAUCAUUUCGGACCAGACCCCCUUGCGGAAGAGUACGGCCGUAUCACUACCCAGAUAUUCCAGGAAUACUCUAUGAGAGUCUUCGCACUGCCAGAAGUCACUAACCUCAUUCAGAGGAUGAAGCAGGCCGUAAAGGCAGGUGAUAGACCUGCACUUUGCCGCGCUUAUGGUGCACUCCAAGCUUUCUUGAUCACGGUCGAGUAG
Aureobasidium uvarum is the source of this 1173-nucleotide messenger RNA. NCBI's taxonomy places the organism in Eukaryota, Fungi, Ascomycota, Dothideomycetes, Dothideales, Saccotheciaceae. The record is from the annotation of a GenBank genome assembly.